AUGGCAGCUGUGAAUCAAAAUUGGAAUCCAGCAAGCUGGAAAUGGACAAGGCCUGAAACAUGGAACGCACUCUAUCAGGGUUUCGCUGGCGGAACAGGGAUAGCAGGAGGAGUAGCCAUGGCACAUAAUUUUGCAAGAACAGCAAACAUGAUCCAGAAGAUGAGCAAGGUCUUACACGUUAGUCAAAAAACAGCCGGAAGACUCUUUCUUACUGGCAGUUACGGAGUGGGUACUGGAUUGGCUUACGCACACGGAGUUCUAAGCAACAAUGGCUCAGGUGCUUUUUGGGAAUGGGAUUUUACCAAUCCAGCUACCUGGUCCAGUGUAAUCGAUGGUUUCGAUAUCGGAAUGGGGUGGCCUCAAGCAUCUAUUGAAAUGCUCCGGGGACUGGGCAAAAUUUCCAGAAAUCCUAAAAAGCUUUUCGGCUACCUCGAGAAGAACACGUCGAAAAGACAAGCCCUGAAGAACAUUUUCAAAAAUCCAAAACACCCUUUGUACAAGACGUUUGGUGGCAUGGUCGCGGUUUACUUCAUGGGAAGCUCGGCGUCAGGGACAUUGGACAUUACACAAUGGGAUUUCAACAGUUUCUCAACUUACGAGAAUAUCCUCAACGGUGUAUUCCUGGGCAAAGAUACAUCCAAUUUGCUGAAAUUCACGCGUGAAACCAAUAACUUGAAGCUUUCCAAUAGACCGAGCUUCAAGAAGAAAAGUCACUGGUUCAACGGUCUCAAGACUCAGCUUGGGAGCGUUGCAAAUUUUUUCACCGCAACAAUGUAUCAGAAAAUCAUGCAGAAAUUUCAAUCCUCGUCAUACUUCAAGACACUGAAGGAUGGUUAUUUGAAAAAAAUCGUUGAAAUCACCAUGAAACGAUGUCUCCUUGAUCCAGGAUGUGGAUCAAGGGCAAGGGUUGGCGCCAAGGCGUCUGAUUGGCUCGAGAAAGUCGAGUCGAAGACGUCUUGGCGCCAAGAUUUUGAUUUUUCGGAGGGGAUGCUACAGGAAUAUACGAAAGCCCUGUGGAAAACGUAUUCAAAUGAGCCGAAAUUUUUCUUGGCGAUUCAAGCUCAAUUUUCCCACGCCGGCAUCGGAAACAAACUGCCAGGGAUCGAUUCAGACGUGGUGGAUUUUCUCAGAUGGUUCAAAACUUCCUCAUUCUCAAAUGACACAGUCCUGAUGAUUUUUUCUGAUCACGGGGAAAGAGACAACAAUGCUCCGCAAAACUUGUUCAAGGAAGUCACUUUGAAUAUUCAAAGACCGAUGUUCUUCAUACAAUUUCCUGAAUGGGUAAUCGAAAGGAUCCCAGCUGAGUUUGAAACGUUGGUCAACAACAGCGUCUUGUUGACCUCGAUGGCUGAUGUGUAUGCAACCAUCAGGCAUCUCGUUUCCAAUGAUACUGCGCAUCAGCUGACGGAAGAUGGCCAAAGUCUCCUUGAGCCACUGAGCAAGACGAGAACCUGCGAAACUCUGCGGCUGUCUGAUCAUGUUUGCAAUUGUCAUCACGAUUUUCCUUUUCAGUCUGAGCGAUGCAUAAUUUCAAACCACGUGGUUCACAAUGCCGCAGGGGCAGUUUUGACAUAUUUGCACAAUUUGCUUCAUUCUGCAUUGAGCAGUGGAUUAAAUCUUCCUGGUCGAAUAGUCGAGGAGUCGGACGUGCUAUUUUUGCAAAACGUGAUUGGCGGGCGGUACCCUGGUGAACACAUUCUGUCGAAAGAUUUAUGUUUGACGUGGCAUUUGGUUUCUGUUGAUGCUGUCAUCGUGGACUCCAAGUUUAUCACAUCAACAGAAGUGAGAAUGAAGUUGGAUUUAUCGUUGACGGUGUCACCGGGCCCAAGUCAUUUUCGAGCAACAGUCAUUUACUCGCAAGGGAAAAACGAAACUUCUGGUUCGGACGGUGAAUAUUAUGAAGUGAUCGCUGUAUCUCGGUUGGAUUUGUUCGCUCCAACGGCCACCUGCGUCAGAUCAACUUUACGAAAAAUAGAACCGUUUUGCUUUUGUCCGGAAAGAAAUGUUUCUUGGUUUAUGGUUCCUAAUGAAUGAAUAAAGCAAAUAAUGUUAUCCUUCUUCUUGACCAUUCUUUGCGGCUACAAAGAAUUUUAUAUCAUGUCAUAUUUCUCAAAGGUAACUUGGGGCGCGGUGAAGAACACAAAAAUUUACAAAAUGAAAC
This is a messenger RNA of Notodromas monacha, 2161 nucleotides long. NCBI's taxonomy places the organism in Eukaryota, Metazoa, Arthropoda, Ostracoda, Podocopida, Cyprididae. The record is from the annotation of a GenBank genome assembly.